AUGAACCACUGCUGUAUGUCCCCUGAAGUGUGUCAUUUCAGUCGGCAGUGGGGAGGACCUCCUAUUUGCCUGUCCAUCCUGAUCCUCCUUCUGAACUGUUACCUCAGCACUGCCUCUUCUCUGCCCUUUACGGCUGCACCUCUCUUUACAGACAGACCCUUUGCAGUCAUAUGGAAUGCACCCACCCAUGUCUGCAAGAACCUCAACAUCUCUUUGGACUUUUCUGUAUUCCAGGCUGUAACCACCACAACCGGUGAACCUGAUCAGUUUCUUUUCCUCUUCUACACCAAUAAGCUUGGACUGUAUCCAUACAUAGAUCCCUCUACCAAGAAGGAGUAUAAUGGGGGUAUUCCCCAGAAGGGUAACCUAACUGCUCACCUUGAGAAAGCCUGGAGAGAUAUCACCCAGUACCUUCCUGAGUUCAACCCUGGCUUGUCAGUGAUUGAUUGGGAAGCAUGGCGUCCACUGUGGGCAAGGAACUGGGACUCCAAAGACAUCUAUCGGAAGCAGUCAAUUCAAUAUGCUCAAGCAAAAGAUCCAUCUCUAUCUGCUGCCAAUGCUGUUACUGUUGCCAAGGAAGAGUUUGAGAAAGCAGCCAAGUCUUACAUGAUGAAGACAAUGAAUCUGGGGAUCAGACAACGUCCAAAGUACCUCUGGGGCUACUACCUGUUUCCAAAUUGCUACAAUUAUGGAUGGAAUGAGACGGGGUACACAGGAGAGUGUCCAGCAUUGGAAAUAGCUCGUAACAAUGAGCUUCUUUGGCUGUGGGAGUCCAGUACAGCUUUUUUCCCUUCUGCAUACUUGCCCCUCUCUCUGAAGGAAAGUCAUAAAGGAGCUCUCUUCAUCAGGGGUGUGGUAAAGGAAGCUGUAAGGGUUUCUGCUCUUCCAAAUCUAGUUUACACAUCUCCAAUUUACGUCUAUCUGCGACCUCUUUUCCGUGAUCAGAACAAAGAAUACCUGAGUGAGGCAGAUCUAGUCAGAACUAUUGGGGAGAGUGCAGCUUUAGGUGCAUCAGGGGCAGUGCUCUGGGGUGCAACUGCUGACUACAACAACAAGCCCUCCUGUGAAGCCCUGGCUGCCUACCUGCCAUCCACACUUAACCCAUAUGUAGUCAACGUAACUGCAGCAGCUAAACUCUGCAGUGAUACUCUGUGCCAGAGCAACGGACGCUGUGUCCGCAAGAACCCCAACUCGGACGACUACCUACACCUCCACCCAGAUCACUUCCAGAUUCAGGCAGGGAACGGGAAACGCCUAGCUGUUGGUGUACCUUCUCUAAGUGACCUUAAGUUCUUUGCAGACAAGUUUACCUGUCAGUGCUAUGUGGGGAAGGAUUGCUCUGCUAGCCUGUCCUUUUCACCUCCACAAACUGCAGUCAUUAUUCAAGUGUAA
This is a messenger RNA of Pygocentrus nattereri (red-bellied piranha), 1392 nucleotides long. RefSeq names its product sperm adhesion molecule 1 (gene spam1). Gene Ontology annotation, cellular component: acrosomal vesicle. Gene Ontology annotation, molecular function: hyalurononglucosaminidase activity. NCBI's taxonomy places the organism in Eukaryota, Metazoa, Chordata, Actinopteri, Characiformes, Serrasalmidae. Gene Ontology annotation, biological process: hyaluronan catabolic process; carbohydrate metabolic process. The record is from RefSeq and is a predicted model, not a curated record. The coding region runs from base 1 to 1392 and encodes 463 amino acids. The transcript has 4 exons.